Molecule: messenger RNA, 1999 nt
Organism: Megachile rotundata (alfalfa leafcutting bee)
Lineage: Eukaryota; Metazoa; Arthropoda; Insecta; Hymenoptera; Megachilidae
Source: RefSeq, a predicted model, not a curated record
UAACACCAUUCAGAAUUAAUCUUGUGUUUUCUUUUGUCAAUUAUUUUAUUACAUUACAUCCAAAACAUUAAUCACAUGAUAGCAGUCAGUAUAUUAAUUAACGAAAAUAAACAUGUCAUUCAAUACAUGAGCAAAUAGUCGAGCUGUAGUGUAUGUGUAUAUUUUCCUUUAACCAGCAUGCAUUUCUAAAAACAUGAUUUAUGAAUUCAACUCAUGACUCAUAAUAAGAUAAUGAGAUAAUAGAAAAGGAAGAACAGGUCUGCUAAGCACGAAAAACCUGACUAAUACAGACAUUUUAUUGCAACUCUCACGAUGGUUCAUAAAAAAAAACUUGAAAUGCCAAAUGGCCUUUUCAGACCAAUAACGGUUAAUUUUACCAUAUGGUGCCAUUUUGCUCAUCACAAAACACAUAGUAACUGGUUAAACGUUAAUCCCCCUUAUGGAAUGCCUGGCGCUCCUGCUAAGUUUCCUGGAGGAUUCAUGCCUGCUGGACCUAUGCCAAUAGCUGCUUCCCCUUAUGGUGCUGUUCCUAUGCUUCCACACAUGACAUAUGGUGGACGUCCUCCAUCGCAAAUGAUUCGACCAAAGCAGAGACGUCAUCCAAGUGUGGAACAUGAAGACACUAUGGAGAGAAAGAAACAAACCACUGAAGGGAAGGCAGAACAUCCAAAGAGAAUGUCCUCGAUAGGAGAAGACCAAGUAGAUCUAGCUCAAACAUACACAGGAUUAGAUAAAAAAAUCUCAGAAGAGUUCAUCUCGAUUGCCAUGGAUCCUGAAAGAAAGUCAAAAGCUUCUAGUAGUCAUGAUAGUGAUAUUGUCACCCCGAAAACCAGCUAAAUGCACAAUGAUGAAACUAUUUUUUAAUGUAUAUGUUACUACUCAAUGUACAGAAUUUUGCGUAUGGCUUUAAAUCGAAAAGGAAAGUUAUUUAGUUGUUUAAUUGUCGAUGCUUCCAGUAUUCGUUGAACUUCACUUUUGUUUUGUUAUUCUUCAAAGCCAUUGAAGCAUAUCACCUUGCAUGUUGAAUGUAUGCGUGUUACUUUAUUAUGAGUAUUCUUUGGUAUAUACUGAGAGAUCAUUAUAGAUAUUAAUGAACUACUGAUUCUUAUUAAAACAUGAUCUAUAUCAAAAGCAAAAUAGGUACAUGUAUUGCUAAUUUUAAAAGAGUGACUAUGUACUAUAAAUAAUGUUUUAAAGAUUAGUCAAUUUAUUUAUUUGUUAUAGUAUUUUAUAGCAAUUGCUAUGUAUCUUAACAAAUGCAGAAAGUAUACCCGCAGAAAAAGAUUCAGGCUAUGAAGGGUUAAUAAUUUUAUAUGUAUAUUUGUUAUGUAAAAGUUCCAAAGGGAAAUUAUAAUUUUAAUACUCGACUUUACAUAAUAUAGGUCCAUUCUUACUGAACUAAAAUUUAACAGCUUCAUGUUAAAAAAUAAGAAAGGAAAAUUAAUAUCGUAACUCACUACUUAAUAGUUGAGAGAAUAUUCAUAAUCUUUUAAAUUGCCAAAGCUGCUACUUAUUCUUUUAGUAUAUAAUUCUUUCAUACAGUAAAUUUUUAGGAAUAUUGUUAGUUACAAGAGUUUAUGUUUAUAUUUUUGCUAAAUUUGUAAAAUAUGUAGAAAAUCAACAGUCGCAUUUUCAAGUCAGUUAUAUUACUUACAAAUUAAUAAUAAUAUCUAAUUAAGAAAUAUUAUUUUCUUCAACACUAAUAUGUAUAUAUUAUACUUAAUUGAAAUCGGGACAAUCCAAUUUAAGAUUCAUAUGAAUGAAAAUACUCAUAAGUAUUAUAAAAAUUUCUUUAAAAAAUUGUAGCUUAUAUCUUACAGUAAAAAUUAUUUCUUUCUUUUAUCAAAUGGCCUGUAAAGUACUAUAAACGAUGCUAAUUUUAUCUCGCCAUUCCAUUGUAUAGCCAUAAUUUAAAAAAAAUUGAUUCGACACUGAUUUUAUUGUGUACAUAUUAUGUGUAACAUGUAUUAAUACAAAUAAAUAAAUAUUUAUAAUGAGA